Magnolia sinica is the source of this 566-nucleotide messenger RNA. RefSeq lists its product as uncharacterized. NCBI's taxonomy places the organism in Eukaryota, Viridiplantae, Streptophyta, Magnoliopsida, Magnoliales, Magnoliaceae. The transcript has 2 exons. The coding region runs from base 116 to 400 and encodes 94 amino acids. The record is from RefSeq and is a predicted model, not a curated record.
CCUCGCACGGUAAACUGGAGAGGUUUCAGAGUCGAAGAAAGAGUGGGAAGGAGCCAAGAUAGAGAAGCGAAGCCCAUCACAGCAACUAACGGAUGAGGAGAAGAGAGGGGAUUAGAUGAAGGAGAUGGUGGAUGGUAUUGGGAAUGGGUUUUGGUGGUGGGCCGGUGCUAGCUCGGCCCAGCUUGCUGCUGCCGUCGCUUCCUACCGACGAGGCUGCGCCGGACGAGAGACGCUUAUGCCUUUCAAGGCCUUCACCGUCGCCUCCCUCUUUGUCGGGGCGGGUGCAUCCGCCGUCGCCGGGAUCCUCCACGCCUCCGGCAUACGUACGGUGGAGGACUUGAAGGAAGUGGGCGCAAAUACAAGGAGAGGACUGGGUAUACGGCCCAGAGGAGAAUCAUAAUAGUAAUAAUACUUCCAUUGCCUUACUUCUUACCUCCUUUUUUUUUCAAAUUUGGGAUUUUGUUAUGCUGUUUUGUGGAGUGGGAUUUGGUCAAAGAAAAGGUGUGGAACUGAAAUUCUUUUAUAAAUAAGAUAAGAAAUGGUCCCCUGGCUUGUUAGUUGAGUAA